CAUGUUAAUUUUGAAUUGUAACAUAUAAUUCAUUAUAUUAACUUUAUUAUUAGAUUAUAAAGAGAAAGAAAAAGAACCUAAAGAACACAUACUACACUUCAUACAUAAAAAACACCGAAAUUUUUAGGCAGAAAAAGCAGCCGCAGUAGCAGCACUUAUCUCCGCAGAGUCUCUCUCUCACAGCAACUUCAGUUUCACUAAUCCAAUGGGAGAGGAAGAAAAGAAACCAGAGGAAAACAAAGUGGAAGAGAAAAAACCGGAGGAAGAACCGAAGAAAGAAGAAGAGAAGAAAGAAACGCAAGAAGGAGAUGGAAAACCAACAGCCGAAGAGAAAAAACCGGAGGAAUCUACGAAUGAAACUGCACCACCGCCAGAAAUUGUGCUUAAAGUAUUCAUGCAUUGUGAAGGUUGUGCUCGCAAGGUUCGUCGUUCACUCAAAGGAUUUUCAGGAGUUGAAGAUGUUGUAACUGAUUGCAAAUCUCACAAGGUUGUUGUUAAAGGAGAAAAAGCGGAUCCGUUGAAGGUUCUAGAAAGAGUACAGAGGAAGAGUCAUAGACAAGUUGAACUUCUUUCCCCGAUCCCAAAACCACCGACCGAAGAUGAGAAAAAAUCUGAAGAGAAUGAGAAACCUAAGCCAGAGGAAGAGAAAAAAGAAGAGCCUCAGAUUACUACUGUGAUUCUGAAAGUUCACAUGCAUUGUGAAGCUUGUUCGCAGGAAAUUAAGAAACGCAUUGAAAGAAUCAAAGGAGUUGAAUCAGCUGAACCAGAUCUGAAGAACUCACUUGUGACAGUGAAGGGAGUACUUGAAACUGAGAAGUUAGUGGAAUAUGUGUACAAGAGAACUGGGAAACAAGCAGUGAUAGUGAAACAAGAACCAGAGAAAAAAGAGGAAGCAAAAGAAACCAAAGAGGAAGAGAAAAAAACCGAGGAAAAUGAGAAAGAUCAGAAAAAGAGUGGUGAAGGAGAGGAAAAGAAAGAAGCUGUAGAAGGAGAUGGUGAAAAAUCAGGUGGUGAUGGAGGUGGUGCAGAGGAAACUAAAGUUGUGGAAAUGAAGAAAAAUGAAUACUAUUACAAGUAUGGAACGGAGGUUUUUGCAUAUCCUGAUCCAGCAUACCCUCUUCAAGCUUAUCCUCCUCAGAUUUUCAGUGAUGAGAACCCAAAUGCUUGCUCUGUUAUGUAAAAAAUGGAAAUGUUAAGGGUAAUAUUGGAAUUUUAAGAAGAAGAUUUGUAUGUGAAAUUUGGGUGAUGGCCAUAUCCUGGGUUAGAUGUCCCCUCUGUACUUUUCCUGCAGUAGAAAAGUGUAAUCUACAGAUGAGCUGUAGAGUUUUGCAACGCUCUGUACCUUUUUUUUUUCUAUAAGAAAAUUAAUUGUUAUAUAUGAAAAAUAUUAAUAAGUAAUUUGAAGUUUUUA
Molecule: messenger RNA, 1411 nt
Organism: Cicer arietinum (chickpea)
Lineage: Eukaryota; Viridiplantae; Streptophyta; Magnoliopsida; Fabales; Fabaceae
Product: heavy metal-associated isoprenylated plant protein 7-like
Molecular function (GO): metal ion binding
Source: RefSeq, a predicted model, not a curated record